Molecule: messenger RNA, 2479 nt
Organism: Bombus pascuorum
Lineage: Eukaryota; Metazoa; Arthropoda; Insecta; Hymenoptera; Apidae
Exons: 5
Coding region: 223-1215 (330 amino acids)
Source: RefSeq, a predicted model, not a curated record
CAAGCUCCGGCACGGUUCAGGCGAGUUCAGUCGCGCCAUUCGGCCGUGGUGUUCACGUGCCAUCGCAAGCUAGCAAUACGUCUGUCGUUUCGUCGUCCAUAAGAGCGGAAAAACAUACCAAAAGAGGGAAGGGAAACGGAGAACGAGAAAGAGAGGGAGUGAGGCAAGUGGAUCGCACGCGUUCGAUGUUCCCGCUCGGAGAGGCCUGCCACGAUCGCAAGAAUGCCUAAUGAAAACGCGCCAGUGUGCGGGUGCGGAGUUGUGGUCGAUCUGCCGAAAUCACGAAGUGGCGCCCUGUCCUCGAGGAAGCUUACGAUCAGAAUAUCGAAGUCGAAGGGUAGCAAGUCGGACGGGCGGGCUGCCAAGAAACAACAAGACGACGCUCGUGGGAAGAGCAGAAGUUCUGAAACAGGAAGCUGCAGCUCGGUGACAGAACAGGCUAGACCAGUUACGAAAAGUAGCAAACACGAGAAGCGGUUGAAUCACUCGAGGAGAACCCGGAGCGCAGACAGAGCGGAGUCGCACUAUACUUAUAUAGAUUCUGGCUCGAGCAUACUCAGCGGCGGGAUUCGGGAAAACGCUAUAGCGGAGGCGCUGUAUGCCACCAUUCCAGACACGCCGAACGCGAGCGCCAACGAAACCGGAAAUAGUCAAUUAAAUGCGCAAAGUAGAUCGCAACCCGUUUACGCCAUUCCUUCUAUGGUAUCGCCGCCGCCCACCUAUGACGUGGCGAUCUCGAAAACGUGGCAGACCGGAUUGCCACCCACCUACGAGGAAUACCUGUGUCACAAAUACGCCAUGAUAUCGCGAUCCCAUACACCACCUCCUCCAUGGUCAGAUUCUACGACAGCGACGACGACACCUACGGCACCGAACGUUCAGACGCGUCGCGAAUUGUUGGCCAGUCAGCCCGAACUCAGAGAAUAUUUGGCGCAGUUGUCACUUUCUCAGAACAACGAGAGAUCCAUUGGCCAUCACCACCACCAUCAGGGAACCGUUCUGCGAGAUAGCAGCUACCUCUCGAACCAGCAAGUCUCGAGGGAGCAAGUGAGGACGCAACAACGUCCACGAGCUAUGCCUCCCAGAUCCCAAAGCGAAAGCCGUGUGCAGCAGCAAAGAAUCGCGACGAUGUACGAGGAUGGCGCGUUCUGCAUGGAAACGACCGCGUUGCAAUCAGCAUUCGAAAACGGGAUAGCUCUGUGCAGCUUGAUGUAAGCCACAGCGAAGAUCCGCGUAGCGAUCCGAGACGGAACAUAGCCAGAGAAUUGCACCGAUUCGAAAAAUCGAGGCGUCUCUAUUCGCGACCGUUAGAAGAGAAGAAUUUCAUCGUGGAUGCAACGAAGCCCGUCAAGGUUCCGGCGACAAAUCCCUCGAUCGACUUUGGUAUAAUCGAUCACGCCCCUCGAUCCCUUUUUCUUUUUUCCUCCUUUUAACUUGCUAUUCCUUUCAUCGAGUCCGGGUAGAAUUAGAAACGUGAAAAGUUUCGAACUAGCACGACUACCGUGAAAUGACCGAUAAUUAAGUGUAACUUUUUCGCUCGACUUUAUCCAGAGGAGAAACGAAAUCGAUGGACGUCCACGAGCACGAAAGGGAUUUCGAAAGUUGGGCGAGCGUUCGGAAUUUUUUAAGGCUAGUUGGAAACUUCCCAGACGGCCGGAAGUCGCCGGAGAUCCUCCAAGUUUUUCCAACCAUGCUGGACUUAAUCUGUUAGAGGAACGGCAGUGGGGAAACUUCCGAGAAACCGCGAGGAUCUCGAGGAAACUGUCAACGUUAUCCACGCAAAAAAUCCCGAGAACGCUCGAAACUUUCGAGUUUGCUCUCCACGACAUCGUCUAACGCUUCUCCGUCGAAAUUCUGGACGUUCAUAGAACUCCCGUUGGUGUCUUUAACGGGGAAGACUCUUCGCUAAGGAUGGCUUCAACCGGCUCGACUAGGUGGUCGACCAGUGAGAAAUUUUAGUAAGUCGCUUUGUGUAAAUGCAAAUUUAGUCGACUAACUUAAUCGAUGUCAACGAGUGCCAGGUAGAAAAACGUAGUUGAGAUUUAAAAAAGUAGGUUUUACUCACCUACGUAUCUAAAUUUUUGUGUUUGUAUACGAAAAAUUUACCCAUCACUCGAUCCUUAAUCGACUUUCGACUGAGCUAGCCUAAAUUUUCACUUACACAAAGCGACUCCUUACUUGCCAUUCGACUUACUCAGUCGACUCGUCUGUAGUCAUCCUAAGUGAUGAGAUUCUGUGUUCUUCGCACAAAUCUUUCUUCGAGCAAAUAACCUAGUGUAUGUAACAGGUUGGUUCAUAAGUUGUGCUGUUCUAUUUAUUAGAAAUUUGAUAUGAAGUACCGCCGCUGUUUUUCAUCGUCUUUUGUCAGCCGAAAACUUCAAAUUUUCUGUACCUAAGCUACCACACCUAUUUGAUAAAAAUAGUAUGUAGAAACUUUUGAUAAAAAUUUCUCCUCUGGAACUUAGAAAAUCAUCUUUUU